Molecule: messenger RNA, 2204 nt
Organism: Paralichthys olivaceus (Japanese flounder)
Lineage: Eukaryota; Metazoa; Chordata; Actinopteri; Pleuronectiformes; Paralichthyidae
Source: RefSeq, a predicted model, not a curated record
GUUCGUAAAGCUCGUAACAGACGGCAGGAGUGGAACCUGAUGGCGUACGACAAGGAGCUUCGCCCAGACGCUCGAGUGACGCCAUCACCGUACCACACCUCUGAUGGCUCGGUGUCACCUGAUGGGUCAGGGAUGUCAGACGACCCCUCCUUCCCUGCCAGCCCCAACCUACAUGACACCCAGCGGCAUGAUGGGAAGGAUCAUGUUGUGACUGGUGGAAGCGGUCAGACUCAGUCACUGGACCGCGCCCUCCGACCCACCACUGUGUCCACUGCCAUUACUGCAGCGACUGCCCGCCAGCACUCGCUUGGCCGCAACCAGCAACAUCACCAGCUGCCACAUGCUGGCUCGGCCAAUCAGAACAGAGCACGGACCAACACCGCCAACCACCAUCAGAUCCCUCCAGCUCCUCCUCCGCCCCCGCCUCCUCUCAUGCCGUCAGCGGGACAGAUCAGCUCCACCCACACUGCUGCCAUGGCAACACCACUGCAUCCUGCAGUUGCUCUUGGUAACCAAGGUGUCGCUGCUGCACUCUCUCGCCCCUACAGUCCCUCCCCUCCCCCACCUCCUCCAGCUAACUAUGUCCCCUCCCCCUCCCGGCCUGGAGGUCAGGCCCCGCCCUCGUCUGCUACCAUGCCCCUGUUGCCCCCGGUAACUGAUGCCAGGAAGCCUCCGGGUGGAGUGAACGUGCCAGUGAACGAUGCUCGCAGCGACCUGCUGGCCGCUAUACGCAGAGGGAUUCAGCUGAGGAAGGUUCAGGAGCAGCGUGAGCAGGAAGAGGCCAAGAAACGAGAGCCGACAGGAAAUGAUGUCGCCACCAUCCUGUCACGACGCAUUGCUGUAGAGUACAGCGAAUCAGAGGAGGAGUCCGAACCCGAGGACCAGGAUUGGUCCGACUGAGGAGGAGCUGCUUCAUCACAUGAUGAUGAUCGAUUAUUAUAAUUAAUGAUUGUUCAAAAUGAUCAGUUAUUUAUUCUUUAUGUUCAAAUCUCAUCUCCACGAGUCGAACCCUGCAGGUUUUAAUGAGCCCUGACGUGUCCUGUAGCGCCCCCCUCAGGUCAAACAUGUUCAGACUCUGAGGACUGGUUCAUGAUCGUCCAUAGCAAUAUUUACACUAAGGUGUUAAUGUUGUAAAAAUAUUAAUGAGAGAAAACAUUGUUUUGUUUUUUUAUCUUAACCCGAAGAAUAUGAUCAGUUCUUUGAGUUGCAGGAUGUCCAGCAGGUGGCGCUCACUGUGGUGAAAAGACAUGAAACAACCUGUUGAUUCUUCUCCUUCAUGACGUUUUACUGUGACUGUAAAAAACUCCUUCAUUGUUUUUUCAUUUUUUGCUUUUUAACAUACAAAUAUUUCAGCUGAUUUUUAAAAUGUAUUUAAAUCUUAAAAGUUAUAGUUUCUGCUCGUUUAUGUGUUUUUAAAGUUAUUUUCUAUUAUUUAUUUUCUGGUCAUCGUUGACGUGUUUCUUCACGUUCUGUCUGAUUCAAUGGUUACUAUGGUAACAGAGAAGAAAAGUCACAUGAUGCAUUUUGUUCUGAUGUUAUUCGUGCAUCAGAUUAAACAAUAUGAUGUAAUGGUGACAUCAUCAGCUGUAACUGUUUCACGUCAGUAUUCUCUGUGCUUUGAUGUCAUCGCUGAUGCUGAUGAUGUCAUCAAUGCCCUGUCAUCAGAAAUAUAUGUAAUGAGGGGCGUGUACUUCCUGUUCUGUACCAUCUGUGAUUGGUAGAAGAGAUUUAUUGAUUUGUGCUGUGAUUUGCAUGUUGAUGGAAAAAAAACCAAAUUGGUUAAACAAUCGAAAACUGUAAAACAAGUUCUUCAUGAAAAAGAAAACUUUACUGACAACGUUGCGUGUACGUUAUGUUUAUUAAGGAUUCAUUUUGUUAUGAUCUUUUAUUUGUUUUUUAUAUCAAUUUAAUGAAACUUUAAAUAGAUUGAAAAAAAGAUUUUGUUCAUCAAGAGCCAGGUGUGUUUUAUCUGAACUUUCUUCAUUUUUUGUGUAACUUUAUUUUUGCAUCAGAGUGAAAAUGAAAAUACUCGAGUAUCUUAACUGCUGCAGUAGUUUGGUUGAUGUGUAGGGGGCAGUAUAACCUCGAGCUGCUCAUUAUUUUAUCCAGAAGAAAAAACGAGGCGGAAACGGAUUCUCGGUGUUGUUCAAACUUCAAACUGAAAAACUAAAUCAAAGGAUUUCAUCAAAGUCUGACCUGUCCGG